This is a messenger RNA of Doryrhamphus excisus (bluestripe pipefish), 1332 nucleotides long. RefSeq names its product aldo-keto reductase family 7, member A3 (aflatoxin aldehyde reductase) (gene akr7a3). NCBI's taxonomy places the organism in Eukaryota, Metazoa, Chordata, Actinopteri, Syngnathiformes, Syngnathidae. The record is from RefSeq and is a predicted model, not a curated record. Gene Ontology annotation, molecular function: oxidoreductase activity.
CUGGUGUUGCUGACGACUAGACUGAAUUUAAAGUGCAAUUGAACCUUUUUGUUCCAAACUUGCCUCCGUAGCACGAACACCAUAGCAUGAAUCGCGUGAUAACAGCGCGACUGUGCUGGCCACGUAAGUCACAUUUUAUUACCAACUACCUUUGGCAAACCGAGUUUGUGGUGCACCCACGGAGAAACAUGUCGACUGCACGGCCGCUUACUUUACUGGGAACCAUGGGGUUCGGAGGCCGAGUGGACGAAGAGCAGAGUGUGCAGAUAGUGAAGACCUUCCUGGACCGGGGACACAAGCUGGUGGACACGGCCUUCAUGUAUACGGAUGGGAAGUCGGAGACCAUCGUAGGGAACAUGAAGCUUCCUAAAACAGUCAGCAUCGCCACUAAGGCAAACCCUUGGGAGGGUAAGACAUUAAAACCAGAGAGUGUGCGUUCUCAGCUGGAGACGUCCCUUCAGAGGCUGCAGACCAAGAGUGUGGACCUCUUCUACCUGCACGCCCCAGAUCACCAGAAUCCAAUUGCGGAUACUUUGCGAGCUUGCAAUGACCUUCACAAAGAGGGUAAAUUUAAGGAGUUUGGUCUGUCCAACUAUACUUCAUGGGAGGUAGCUGAAAUAGUGAGCCUGUGCAGACAGCAUGACUGGAUUGUGCCAAGCGUCUAUCAGGGAAUGUACAAUGCUACCACCAGACAAGUUGAGACCGAGUUGCUGCCCUGUCUGAGAUACUUUGGGAUGAGGUUUUACGCAUACAAUCCUCUGGCAGGUGGCCUUCUGACUGGGAAGUAUUGCUACGCUGAUAAAGACACGUCCCAGCCUGCAGGGCGCUUCUUUGGCCACAACUGGGCUGCAGCAUACAGGGACAGAUACUGGAAGCAGAGUCACUUCCAAGCGAUAGAAGUGGUCCUAAAUGCCUUGGUGACAGCAUAUGGAUCCAACCCCCCCACCCUGUUGUCUGCCGCCAUACGCUGGAUGUACCACCACUCCCACCUCAAGGGUGAGCUUGGUGAUGGCGUCAUCAUCGGCAUGUCCAGUGUGGAACAACUGAAACAGAAUCUGGCCGCCUCUGAGGAAGGUCCUCUGGAUGAGAGGGUGGUGGAGGCCUUCCACGAAGCCUGGAACCUGGUCGCUCACGAUUGUCCAAAUUACUUCCGAUAAAGUACUUCACAGAUUAGUAGUUUUUUUUCCAAUGUUUACCCUGCAUUAUAAUUCGCUUUACAGAGAUUAGUUUUCCAAAAUGUACCAAGAAGAUUGAAGCACUUAAAUUUUUAUGUGAAAUAAGAAUUAUAUUGUUUUUGUUUCUGGACAUUAAAACAAUUUUUGACAGCAACAA